Tribolium madens (black flour beetle) is the source of this 3063-nucleotide messenger RNA. RefSeq lists its product as uncharacterized. The record is from RefSeq and is a predicted model, not a curated record. Lineage: Eukaryota; Metazoa; Arthropoda; Insecta; Coleoptera; Tenebrionidae. The transcript has 2 exons. Bases 2084 to 2998 code for a protein of 304 amino acids.
AUAAAAUUACGAAAAGAAAACUAGUUUAUUAUUAUUUUUUAUUUCGAUGACUGUUACUAAUUAGUAACCUGUUCUAAAAUAUGAAUUAAAUACUUAGACAAGAGUUUUAAUAUGACAUAAGGAAGUUACUCGUAUAAACCAAUAUAAAAAAAAAAACAAAAAACACAGUUAGGCUAUAAGGCUACUUUACUCUCGAUAAUCAAUGAUCCAAUAAUAGUUAUUUACGAACCGAGUGCGAGAAGACACUUUUUACACCCGAGCGCAUUAUUGGGGCACGAGCGACGAAGAAGCGAGUGCAGCCCUUUGCGCGAAUAUGUCAAAAACGUCUUUGCGCAUCAAAUUUUAUACAGCACUUUUUUCUUAUUAAGAAAAUUGAUUGUGACCAAUAGUUAUUAGGUAAUGGCGUUUAAACAUUAAACCAGAUUUUAUUAUUAUCAAGUCAAUUUAUUUUCACAAUGCUCAAAAAGUAUGCUUUUUGACUGAAUUUGAAGCACUAGUCUGUAAAAUCUACAUUCGCGAUUAAUGGUUGCGGUCGCGAAAUGUUAUUUUGAAGGUAGGACUGAGAUUAAAAAAAAGACAUUGAUAUAUUAAAUAACAAUUUAAUUUUUAAUUGGAUUGCAAUCUUUUCUUACAUAAGUUCCUAAAUAAGUAGUAAUAUUAGACGUUCGUACUUGCAACAAACAAAUUUUUCUCAACAUGUUUUCAUUUACGAAUACUUUUUAUCACCACUCAUCAAAUUUCAAGUUCGAAUUAGAUUUUUCAUUUGCUUAAUGUUUGAAAGUCUUUAGGAACCUUUCUUACCAUAUUUUUUAUUCUCUGUUCUUUGUCAACAAAUUUUUUAAGACCAAAUGAAUAAAGUGACUAACUGCAACUGCCAUACCUAUGGCUAAAUUCUCUUUUAUCGUCAUCACAAGUGAUAAGAAUUUUUUCAAAUUUCUAUCAGUUUAAAUUGCUUUAAUUGCAUUUGAUAGAUUAGGCCGAUAUUAGUCUAAAACAAACUUGAGACUUUUAUAUAAAUUAUUCCAAAAGUAGUAAUAAGGUAUACAGCAGUAGAAUGUUCGAGACUAAUGUUGGUUUCAUUUUACUUGAAAAUAUUUUUUUUUACCCAAAAAUAUUUUUUUUACUUUAUGUGUAUUAUAAAUAUUAUGCUUAAAGCUUUAGAACAAAAAAUAAUUUGUCAAUUGCCUCUUUGCUCAAAAUAUUACGGACGUAUUUAAUAUUAUAAAAAUAUUUACAUCUUAAAAUGUGUAAUAAUAUUUGAAAAUGUAGUAUUAUUAUUCAAAUAAAUGUCACGUAAUGGCAUGCUAUUUUGAGAACUUUUUACUAGUAAACGUAAGCGUUUUUAUAGCUGUGAAAUGAAUAAUAUAUUCCUGCAUGAUACGUUAUUGCUCUUGUUGUCAUCCCUUUUAUUUUUAAAAAGGGCAUAAAAAAUUCAGUGCAUCAAAAUACUGACAUAAUUUGAAAUAAAAACUGAAUUUAAUUUCGAUUUGAGCAAACACAUUUCUGCCUAACUAUAAAAUUUCUAAUAAAUUUAUAAAAUUUAGAAAAAAACAUUUCUCUUUAGAAAAUCAAAAUUUAGCGCGUUAUGAGGCUCCAUUUUAAAACAAUCGUUAUCUUUGCCAUCAUUUAAACAAAUAUUUUCUCGUAAUGAUUAUUGUCUUUGAUAAAAUUAAUAGCUGCAAAAAAUCUUAAUUAAUCGGAGAUAGAAAAAAAAUAUUAAAAUUUAAAGUUUUGAUAAGGCGUCAAAAACAGGUAACUAAUAGGGGUCUCGAAUGCCGAAAUAACGCUAUAAGGCUUUUCGAGGCCAUCUAUCAGUAAUUAUCAUCAAUGUAAUUUUCACCUAUAAACUAUUUAGAGAUAAACAAUCACUCAAGCAGUGAUAAAAAAUUGGUAUUUCAUCAAUUUAAGUUUUAAUCAGUACAAUUGUCAUCCGUUGUCUCUAAUACUGACUUCACAAAACAGUUCCUCUGUGAGUAUUUUUAUUACAAAUAUUUAUUCAAAUUCUUCUGUAGCAGAUCAGCUUUUGUCGUAUUUCAGUGAAUUAAAACGAAUAAAAUGUUUUCAAUUGUUAACAAUCUAAACAAUGAAAAUAUAUAAAUCAGACGGCUCCUACAUCAACAACCCGACAGAUACAGACUUUGGAUGGCACCUAAAUGAUGUAGUUAUUGACGAAAGUGUUCCUUUUUACCAAGAACACAAUCAGAAAUUGUUACAAAUGGAAAAAAAGUCGAUUGUUGUAAAAUUGUGUGACAACACCGUCGAAACUGCACCGAUAACAAGUGUCAUAGACUUCAAAUUAGGCGAUAAUUUCCAGGAUAUUAAUAGAGAAAUACCCUUUAAAACACAAGUUUGCAGUUUGAUCAACCCUUGCACAAUAGAAAGCAAAGUCUUGCUCUCCGUGGUCCACUAUGCAUUGUAUAAAAAUUUCGAUCGAAACAUGAUUAAUCUGGAACACUUUAAAAACGGAACCAGACUCCCAUUCUGUCAAGACUUGGAAAGCGUUAUCCACGAUGAAAUCCAGACUUUUAGUCGCGAUAAAAAUAACGUGUUGUCCCUGAUGAUGGAUUUGAUUUUGAGUGAAAAUAAAUGCGAUCGCCACGAACUAGGUGCUGAAAAAUCCGAGUUUCAAAACAUUGAUGUCGUCGAUGGAUUCCAAUAUAAACAUUUUUGUUACGAGUAUAAAUCCGGAAAAAAAAUUUGUAAUAAUUUGAGUUUCGACGAUGUUAUUAAUCAAACGAUUACAAAAAUCCGGAAGAAUACGGCAGAUAUAGAUUUAGAAAUAGAUAAAAUUAAAAAAAGUUUUGUGGAUGAUAUAUUUUGCGUCAACGUUCUAAUUCAUAGGGCGCAGAAGCUGGAAAAAGACCUAAGAGAGACUAAAUUUUUGAAUGAUUUGAUUCAUCUUUUGAAUGGAGAGUUGGAGAAAGUAGCUUUGAGGGAAUCUCCGUUUCAGAUUUUUUUGCAUUCAGGGCAAUAUGAUGACCUUAACUUAAUAAUAUAAUAUUAUUUAUUUGUGUUUAAUUACAUCCGAUAAUAUGUAUUUGAAAUAAACAUGUUUGAUAAUGA